AUGACCCUUCCCAAUUCCUCCUGCAUCUUAGAAGACAAGAUGUGUCAUGGGAACAAGACUGCUAUACCCAGCCACCAGCUGAUACCCCUGGUAUUAGUCCUGAGCACCAUCUCCUUGGUCACGGUAGGUCUCAACCUGCUGGUUCUGUAUGCCAUUCGAAGUGAGCGGAAGCUCCACACUGUGGGGAACCUGUACAUCAUCAGCCUCUCAGUAGCAGACCUGAUCGUGGGAGCUGUCGUCAUGCCCAUAAAUAUCCUCUACCUCAUCAUGCGCAAGUGGUCCCUGGGCCGACCUCUCUGCCUCUUUUGGCUGUCCAUGGACUAUGUAGCUAGCACAGCAUCCAUUUUCAGCGUUUUUAUCUUGUGCAUCGACCGCUACCGCUCUGUCCAGCAGCCUCUCAGGUACUUGAGAUAUCGUACCAAGACCCGAGCAUCAGCUACCAUCAUGGGCGCCUGGUUUCUCUCCUUCAUGUGGAUUAUCCCCAUUCUAGGCUGGCAUCACUUUAUGCCAGGAAUCUCAAACUUCCAGAAGGACAAGUGUGAGACAGACUUCUAUGACGUCACAUGGUUCAAGAUCAUGACUGCCAUCAUCAACUUCUACCUGCCUACUUUGCUUAUGCUCUGGUUCUAUGCCAGGAUCUAUAAGGCUGUGCGGCAACAUUGUCAGCACCGGGAGCUCACCAACGGAUUCCUCCCCUCUUUCUCAGAAAUUAAGGUGAGGCCAGAGAAUACCAAGUUAGGUGCCAAGAAACUGGGAAAGGAUUCUUCCUGGGGAGUUCUGCAAAGGAAACCAAAAGAUGCCAGUAGUGGACCUGUCUUGAAGUCACCAUCCCAAGACCCAGAGGAGAUGAAAUCACCAGUUAUCUUCAGCCAAGAGGAGGAUGGAGAAGUGGCCAAACUCCACUGUUUCCCACUUAACAUGGUCCAGACACAGACUGCAGUGGAGGAUAGUAGCAAUAGUUUUUUAGCUAUCAACCAGAGCCAGCUUGAGAUAGAUGAGCACAGCCUGAACAUAUGUGAGACCACCAAGACAUCAGAGAACCAGACCUUAGGUGACAGCCAGUCCUUCUCCCGAACGGACUCAGACACCCCCACUGAGCCAGCAUCAGGGAAAGGCAAAUUGAGAAGUGGGUCUAGCACAGGCUUGGAUUAUAUCAAACUCACAUGGAAGAGACUUCGCUCACAUUCAAGACAGUAUAUGUUUUCGUUGCAAGCGAAUCGUGAAUGGAAGGCAGCCAGACAAUUGGGUUUUAUCAUGGCAGCCUUCAUCCUUUGCUGGAUUCCCUACUUCAUCUACUUCAUGGUCAUUGCCUUCUGCAAGAGCUGCUUCAAUGAGCAAGUACACAUGUUCACCAUCUGGCUGGGCUAUAUCAACUCCACACUGAACCCCCUCAUCUAUCCUUUGUGCAAUGAGAACUUCAAGAAGACAUUCAAGAAAAUUCUGCACAUUCGCUCCUAA
This is a messenger RNA of Orycteropus afer afer, 1458 nucleotides long. RefSeq names its product histamine receptor H1 (gene HRH1). Gene Ontology annotation, cellular component: dendrite; membrane. Gene Ontology annotation, molecular function: histamine receptor activity; neurotransmitter receptor activity; G protein-coupled serotonin receptor activity. The record is from RefSeq and is a predicted model, not a curated record. The coding region runs from base 1 to 1458 and encodes 485 amino acids. Gene Ontology annotation, biological process: G protein-coupled receptor signaling pathway, coupled to cyclic nucleotide second messenger; positive regulation of vasoconstriction; chemical synaptic transmission. NCBI's taxonomy places the organism in Eukaryota, Metazoa, Chordata, Mammalia, Tubulidentata, Orycteropodidae. The transcript has a single exon.